ACCCAUGCCUGAUCGAAAUCAGGCAGACAGACUGAGACAGUGGCUCGAGAUCAAAUCAAAUUCGAAGUCAUGCCCACCAUUCUCGGAUUAGAAGGCUCAGCCAAUAAAAUCGGUGUGGGCAUCUUGCGUGAUGGUCAAGUACUGUCCAACCCUCGCCGCACUUACUGCCCGCCGCCUGGACAGGGGUUCUUGCCCCGUGAAACGGCCGUUCAUCAUCAAGGCGUAAUUCUGACCGUGCUCAGAGAAGCCUUGGAUCAAGCUCAACUCACGCCUCAAGACAUUGAUGCCAUCGCCUACACCAAAGGACCCGGCAUGGGUGCUCCUUUGGUGUCGGUGGCCGUGGUGGCCCGAACCAUUUCCCAAUUAUGGCACAAACCCAUCAUCGGCGUCAAUCAUUGCAUCGGUCACAUUGAAAUGGGUCGUCUCAUCACCGGGGCCGAGAAUCCGACCGUGCUCUAUGUGAGUGGGGGUAAUACGCAGAUUAUUGCCUAUGCCCAACAACGAUACCGCAUCUUUGGUGAAACCAUCGAUAUCGCCGUGGGCAAUUGCUUGGACCGAUUUGCUCGAGUUCUCAAGCUAUCUAACGAUCCUAGCCCGGGUUAUAACAUUGAACAGGCCGCCCAGCAAGGCUCCAAGUUCCUACCCCUGCCUUAUGUGGUGAAAGGCAUGGACGUGUCCUUCAGUGGCAUCCUUUCCUAUAUCGAGGAGAAAGCCGAGAAGCUAAUGGCCAGCGGCGAAUACACACCUGAAGAUUUAUGCUUCUCCCUCCAAGAAAACGUGUUCGCCAUGUUAGUGGAAACCACAGAACGAGCCAUGGCUCAUUGUGGAUCUCAGGAGGUUCUGAUCGUGGGUGGAGUGGGAUGCAAUCUUCGUCUGCAGGAGAUGAUGGCCAUCAUGUGUCGCGAGCGUCAGGCCAAAGUCUUCGCGACGGAUAUGAGAUUUUGCAUCGAUAAUGGGGCAAUGAUUGCUCAAGCCGGUUAUGAAAUGUUCAAAUGCGGAAUGGUCACUGACUGGGAGCACACUACAAUCACUCAACGAUAUCGAACGGAUGAAGUUCUGGUAAAGUGGCGUGAAUAAAUGAAUGAUAUAUGUAUUUGUA
Molecule: messenger RNA, 1099 nt
Organism: Tigriopus californicus
Lineage: Eukaryota; Metazoa; Arthropoda; Copepoda; Harpacticoida; Harpacticidae
Gene: Tcs3
Product: probable tRNA N6-adenosine threonylcarbamoyltransferase
Exons: 4
Coding region: 70-1077 (335 amino acids)
Biological process (GO): tRNA threonylcarbamoyladenosine modification
Cellular component (GO): EKC/KEOPS complex; cytoplasm
Source: RefSeq, a predicted model, not a curated record